CUGUCUUUUAACUUUGCUAUGUUUAGACAGACUGUGUUAAUGCAGGUUCAAGAUAGUUGUGUACUGUGUAGAUGUGUGGCUAAUGGAUGUGGAGACCUUUAGAAUCAGAUUUCACUACAUUCCUUUAAUCUGAGACCAUGCACUGCCCUCUUCAAGAGCUAUAAAGUAAGAACAGGAUCGAAUAAAAGAAAUGAAGGGACUCUCUGGCUCUUUUUCUCCCUCUUUUGAUUAAUUAAAAGUACGUUAUUAGAUAAUAAACGAUAUUAUCAGUAGAGAACCUUGAAGUUCACAGUUUCCUGUGGGGAGUUUAUUCAUAGACGGAAAGUGAAACUACAUACGGUCAUUAAUACACGUCGAUCUUCCUUGACGCAAAAAGUGGUCGUCUGUCUUGACAACUAAAUGGAGAAUUCUUCACAUUUAGGUUUGAGCAGAUGACCAGAUACUCAGAAGUGCAGUUUAUGGUCAGCUCCUAUAGCUGGACUAUUCUUACAGAUACACAUUAUUUACAGACACUGCUCAAAUGUAUUGGUACGAGGCAUGUAGAAUGUUGUCUGGAGGAAUAAUAUUUGUAUAUGGCUAGCCCUCUGGAAGUGGAAGUGGCUUGCUCUAAAUAACUGAACAUCCUUUGGUUUGAACUUAAACCCAGAGAAGUGGAUUUAUUGAAAGCUAUCACUGCAACCUGUGCCAAGAUGGGGAACUUUUGGGAUUGUUGUGGACGAAAAAAUUCAUGUGACCAUACAGAGGAUGAGUCUAAAGGUUUAUUGCACAGCUCUGAAUCAAAGACAUCAACUAAGGCAGGAACGGAAGUCUGCACCAGUCCAACUUCAGAUGGAGAGCACAGGCAUGAAGAUGAAACAAAACCACAGCUGGGUGAAUCGGUUAUAACCACACAGCCAAAUGCCAGCGCUCAAAUUCCUAAUCCACAGAGCUCUUACUCUACAACAAUAUUACUAUUAAAAACUGACGGCGCUCUUGCUGCUGAAGUUAAUCACAAUGUUUCUCCUGAAAUGGCUCCAACAGAAGCUAUAAUCUUAGCUUCAGAACCACCAAAAACAGAGACUGAAAUCACUGAAGAAAUCCAAUACAUUGAAGCUGAAGUCUCAGAAGCAACUCAAGAUGCAGUCAAAGCACCUGCGGAGAACGUUGCCUCAAUGAAAGGGGAGAUAGAGGCUCCGCACGGGUCAGUUGAAGAGGUAGACAUCACAGCUGCACUGACAGAUGAUGCAGGUGUUACGCCAACAAGUUCAGACUCAACAGUCGCAGCUGCUGUGGAGACACCUGUUAAGGAAGCACCUGUUGAAGAAGCGACUGUGCUUGCUCAGGUAGAAUAUGAGAACUCCACCCAACCAGAGCCAGAAACACAUCUGGAGAUGAUUGUAGAUGAGAAGGAAAUGAUCCAAGCUGAGGAACUAACUCUGAGUGACACCAAUGAAGUGACACAUGAAGAGGCUGGUCUUAUUGACACUGGGGAUAUUUCAUUGAUGGGCAACAGCAGCAAAGAACCUGACUCAUGCUUUUUAGGUAAGUCUAAUGAGUCGGAUGUUAUUGAGGAGAGUGUAGCUGAAGAGACCGCUGAGGAACCCAUCGUUGAGCAAACAGCUGAAGCAGAGGACAACCUUUCAGAGGAUAUUCAUUCAGAGAUGGCAGAACAGAAGCAAGUGACAUCUGAAAUUUCUCAACCUCAGGAACAUUCACAGGAAGCUUCAUCUCCAAAUGUGGAUAUUACCAAUGGACUCUCUCCUGUCAUAGAAAAUGGUCUUGUGAAGGACCCAGGGAGUCUGAAAGUCGAGAAUGAAAUAAAUGAUGUCAUGGCGGUAGAAAAGCUGCCUCAAACAGAAGACACAGUCCAGGAAUCAAAUGAAGAAACCUUGGAAUCUGAGAGUAAAGAGCAACUGCCAUCUAAACCCUCUACACAAACUGACAGCACUAUUGAUGUGGACAAACCAGAAGUAAUGGAUUCUGUGAAAGAUCUAGAGAAGAGUGAAAAGGUUGCAGAGCAAGAGCGCGAGACUACAGAACUCGUUCAGAAUGGCCUGGACUCCACAUGUGCCUCAGUGCCAUCGAGCCCCAUUGAGAAAACCAGACUCACUGAACCAACCAGUGAUUCAGUUGCACUAGAAGACACUGAGGACAAAAGUGAGGUUCCUGUGUUGAGCGAGACAAAAUUAGUGGAGGAAGUUGUAAAAGAUACAGAAACUGGACCUCAACAAACAGAAGACGAAAAGGAGAAACAGGAAGAGGAAGCAAGUGUUGCCAAGGAAAACGAAGGAAAAGAUGACACUUCAGCCACCCCGAAAUCAGAGAUCCUUUUUAGCUGUAGCACAGUAGAGGUCAAGCUGAUACAGAAGGAUACAGAAGAAAGUGUGGAGGAAGCACACGAAACACUGGAUGAGAGUGCAGACCUAUAUCUGGGAGCUGAGGAGAUUGAAAUGGGAGCCAGCAAUAACAAGCCAUCCAAACCACUGCUGGAGCUCACAAUUCCUGGUGUAGAGACCAGAUGUAGCUUAGCACCAGCUGUGGACAUACUGGCCUACAGUGAGAGAGAAUGGAAGGGAAACACGGCCAAAAGUGCUCUCAUCAGAAAGGGGUACAGUGAGAUGUCCCGUAGCUUUAGCGGACUGAGGAGAAUCAGAGGCGAUAACUACUGUGCUCUACGAGCUACACUGUAUCAGGUGCUGGCAAACAGCACAAAAAUGCCCACCUGGCUGCAGGAUGAAGGCUUUCUAUUGUUACCAGAGAAGAUUGAAGCUGAGGAUCAUUUGAUUGGUGGAUGGGUGUUUCCUCCAGAAUGCAAGUUAGGAAGUGAGAAGGAAAGUUCUGUGGAGAGACUAAAAUGUUAUUUGGAUCUACUUAAGAAGAAGUGGCAGGAAGCAGCAGCCUAUGAGAGCUCCGAGGAGAAGCAUAAUUUGUGUGAGCGUGUGUUUCAAGGUGGAGAAGAGGAGUAUGGUCUUCUGGAAGCACUAAAGUUUCUAAUGCUGGCCAAAGCUGUUGAGCUUCAUCACAACAUGACGGCAGAUCAAGAAGUGCCUGUGUUCUGCUGGCUUCUGUUUGCCCGCGACACAUCCGAAAACCCCCAAACCCUCCUGGCCAAUCACCUGAGCCAGAUCGGCUUCAGUGGCGGGGUAGAACAGGUAGAGAUGUUUCUACUGGGCUAUGCCUUAAAGCACACCAUUCAAGCCUUCCGUCUAUAUAUGACUGACACAGAGGAAUUUGUGACACAUUACCCAGACGACCACAAGCAGGAGUGGCCCUGCGUGUGUAUUGUCACAGAGGACGAUCGCCAUUACAACGUCCCUGUCAGGAGGAGCGUUCAACACCAGCACAGAGAAGAUAUCACGAUGACCUAACAACAGAGACCUUAGAGAACAAAUCUGAUCUACAAAGUGGCAUGAUGUUUGUUUUUUGAAAAUGAUUUGUUGGUCAUCUGGUGAAGGGAAUUUAUAGCAAUUUACCAAGAAAAUUGCAAGCAGAAGUGCUCAGGUUUUUCCCCUAAAUGAAUCACAGAACUAACAUCAGCCUCUCAGGAAAUGCUGUGAUAAUUAACACUGGUUCGGAAAGGGGAAAAAAACCCUUACUGCCUUUUUACUUUAACGCUGUUAUUUUUUGUAUUAUGCACUGUUGGAGAUUUUGUUGAUUUACAUUGUUAAUGUUAAAAAAAAAUACUAAAGAAUUUACAACAAUAAUUUUAGAGAAUUUUAAUUCAAAAGAAUGUAUUGUGCGUAGGCUAUAGUACGGGAAAUGAGAUAUUGGUCUACUUACUAUAAGUUAAUUCAUCACAUACCUCAAAUUAAUGUUGUUUCAAAAUAUAAAAGAAAAUUUAGAAAAUAGCCAUGCGCGCUGAUUGAAGCAUUUUUAAACAAAUUCUGUCAGACAUGUCGGCCCAUUUUUCUAAACAUUAUUUAUACAACUGAAAAGGUUUCUGUGUUUUUUUUUGUUUUUUUCUUAAAUCAAUCAUGAUUUAAGAACUAUUUAAAUGAGGCUCUACACAAAAUAUUGUCAAUUUUAAACAUUUGGAGCAUUAGACUCUUAAAAAAAGCCAGAAUAACAUAUGUUUACAUGUUCUUAACAGACAUUAAAAGCAACAAUUACAUGCAUAAAUCAUGUUAGCAGGCUGCUGGCGAUAUAGAUGCCAACAAGUGUUCAACAACGCUUAAUAUUUGGCUCAUUGUGGAGUGAAUCAAGAACUUGCACUUUUUAUUUUGAUGUUUUUUUUCCCCUGCUCAUCUGAAUUUUUGUAUAUAUGACAGAUUAACGCUGAUUAACUUUAUUGCCAAACAUAGACAGUUAUACAGUAUUGGUUAUGUAAAAUACUCAUUUUUCAGGAACUGGAAGACAAGACCAUUUAAGGAAAUAUGAAUAAAAUAUUCUGUUCUAUGACUA
Molecule: messenger RNA, 4380 nt
Organism: Cyprinus carpio (common carp)
Lineage: Eukaryota; Metazoa; Chordata; Actinopteri; Cypriniformes; Cyprinidae
Exons: 11
Coding region: 690-3347 (885 amino acids)
Biological process (GO): protein linear deubiquitination
Cellular component (GO): cytoplasm
Molecular function (GO): cysteine-type deubiquitinase activity
Source: RefSeq, a predicted model, not a curated record